AUGGGGGAAAACGAUGUUGAAAAAUACAGUCAAGCUGGCCAGAUAUUCGAAAACUUUGUACAAGCAUCAACAUGCAAAGGUACCAUUCAGGCCUUUAAUAUUCUCACUCGCCAACUUGAAUUAGAUCCUUUGGACAAUAGAAACUUUUACACCAAACUGAAGUCAAGAGUGACCACGUGGAAGGCCAAAGCUUUGUGGAACAAGCUGGAUAAGAGAGCAAGUCAUAAAGAGUAUAAACGUGGAAAAUCUUGUAUGAACACAAAGUGUUUAAUCAUUGGAGGUGGCCCAUGUGGCUUGCGGACUGCCAUAGAACUUGCCUUCCUGGGAGCCAAAGUUGUCGUCGUGGAGAAGCGGGACACUUUUUCAAGAAACAAUGUGUUGCAUCUCUGGCCGUUUACAAUCCACGACCUCCGGGGACUGGGAGCAAAGAAAUUUUAUGGAAAAUUCUGUGCAGGAUCUAUUGAUCACAUCAGUAUUCGACAACUUCAACUUAUCCUCUUCAAAGUUGCACUUAUACUAGGAGUUGAAAUUCAUGUGAAUCUAGAAUUCAUGAAAGUCCUGGAACCUCCUGAAGACCAAGAAAACCAAAAGAUAGGUUGGAGGGCUGAAUUUCUCCCUGUGGAUCACCCUUUGUCAGAGUAUGAAUUUGAUGUUAUUAUUGGUGCAGAUGGCCGCAGGAACACAUUAGAAGGUUUCAGGAGGAAGGAGUUCCGUGGAAAGCUGGCUAUAGCUAUCACUGCCAAUUUUAUAAACAGAAAUACAACUGCAGAAGCCAAGGUAGAAGAAAUUAGUGGUGUUGCUUUCAUCUUCAAUCAGAAGUUCUUCCAGGACCUUAAAGAGGAAACGGGAAUUGACCUGGAGAAUAUUGUUUACUAUAAAGAUAGCACUCAUUAUUUUGUGAUGACAGCAAAAAAGCAGAGUCUUCUGGACAAAGGAGUGAUUAUUAAUGACUAUAUUGAUACUGAGUUGCUCCUCUGUGGGGAAAAUGUGAACCAGAGCAAUUUGCUGUCCUACGCCAGAGAAGCUGCUGACUUUGCAACCAAUUACCAGCUGCCUUCCUUGGAUUUUGCAAUUAAUCACUAUGGGCAACCAGAUGUAGCAAUGUUUGAUUUUACUUCCAUGUAUGCAUCUGAAAAUGCUGCAUUAGUGAGAGAGAGGCACAGACAUCAGCUCCUGGUGGCGCUUGUUGGAGAUAGUUUGCUUGAGCCCUUCUGGCCAAUGGGUACUGGUUGUGCAAGAGGCUUCUUAGCUGCUUUCGAUACCGCAUGGAUGGUGCGGAGCUGGGCUCAAGGAAAACCCCCAUUAGAAAUCCUUGCUGAACGGUGA
Molecule: messenger RNA, 1326 nt
Organism: Pelecanus crispus (Dalmatian pelican)
Lineage: Eukaryota; Metazoa; Chordata; Aves; Pelecaniformes; Pelecanidae
Source: RefSeq, a predicted model, not a curated record